Molecule: messenger RNA, 3144 nt
Organism: Erpetoichthys calabaricus (reedfish)
Lineage: Eukaryota; Metazoa; Chordata; Cladistia; Polypteriformes; Polypteridae
Product: G-protein coupled receptor 22-like
Exons: 3
Coding region: 482-1789 (435 amino acids)
Biological process (GO): G protein-coupled receptor signaling pathway
Cellular component (GO): membrane
Molecular function (GO): peptide binding; G protein-coupled receptor activity
Source: RefSeq, a predicted model, not a curated record
ACCCCCCACCUAGACGGCAGCUGCAUUGCACGCGUCUCCCGCGCGCGCGCGUGUGGGUGGUUCAGUGGGCGCGCGGCGUUUUUCAGGUCAGGUUUGAAGAUCGGCUGUCUGAUUUUUUUUUUUUGCGCGGCUUUCAGAGGUCAGCGGGCUGGUCUUCAGUGGGUCAACCCCACAGGACGAGGAUAACUACAACGGAGCACCGGAGACUCGCCAGACCAACGAACAUAAUCGGGGGGAACAGCGGAGCAACGCCUGACAGUAGGGGAUUCUGCAGGAGACAGAAGAGAAGCUUUACGAAAACACAGCCAGAAAAUAAAACUAGUUGUUUAACCAUACAUAGUGGAUAUGUAGCAGAUAUGAAGCUGGUCAACAGUUGCCAAAGAAUAUUUUAGUGAAAUCGACUCAUCUUUGAAGGAACUGUGCCGAGGUGCGUUUUUAGGAGCCGUGAGGCUAUGCGUGUGACUGUGAGCUGGUCUCAGCCAUGGAGACAGACAGCUACAACGAGCUUCUUGAAACCACAGACGGCUCUAGCCCUGAGGUGGGCUGGUACCUGCCCUACCCGGUCAGCUUCCAAGUGUCACUCACAAGCUUCCUCAUGCUGGAAAUUGUACUGGGCUUCAGCAGCAACUUGACCGUGCUGGUGUUGUACUGCAUGCAGUCCAACUUGGUGGAUUCCGUCAGCAACAUUGUCACCAUGAAUCUGCAUGUGCUGGACAUUAUCAUCUGUGUAGUGUGUGUGCCCCUCACCAUAGUCGUCAUUCUCAUUCCCUGGGAACAGAACAUUGCCCUGAUAUGCUGUUUUCAUGAGGCCUGUGUGACUUUCACUAGCAUUUCCACGGCCAUCAACGUGCUUGUCAUCAGCAUGGACAGAUAUGACAUCUCUGUGAGACCAGCCAACAGAGUUCUAACACCAAGCCGGGCAAUCUUGUUACUGUCCUGCGUCUGGGGAGUGUCCCUCAUGGUGUUCUUCAUUCCUUUCUUUGAGGUGGAGUUCUUUGGAGAUGAACAUCAUGUGCAGACGUGGCAAAACAGGACUCUGUUGUGUGUCAGCAGACAGGAUUAUCACACAGAACUUGGCAUGUACUAUCACCUGUUAAUCCAGAUCCCAAUUUUCUUUGUGGCUGUGGCGGUGAUGCUGGUGACCUAUAGUCGGAUCUUGCAUGCACUCAAUAUCAAAAUUGGCUCACACUUCAAGAGAAGCCAACGUAGGAGGAACUCCAGCACCAGUAAAAGUAAGCGGAAGAAGAGGAGAAAGGUUUCGAGACAGUUGGCCACCCCAUCGGAGGCAAAAUGUUUGUCCCAGCCACCUCUUAUUCCUAGCCAGCCACCUGCCAUGGGUGUUCAGGCCUCUGUAUCUGUUAUCAUAGCCUUGAGACGAGCAGUGAAAAGGCAUCGGGACCGCCGAGAACGACAAAAGAGGGUGUUCAAGAUGUCCCUGAUUAUUAUUUCUACUUUCUUGGCCUGUUGGGCACCCAUCUCCGUGGUGAACAUUCUAAUCUUGUGCUUUGGCCCCAGUGACUGGCUGGUAAAACUCCGAAUUUGUUUCCUGGCCAUGGCAUACGCUACCACUAUAUUUCACCCUUUGCUCUACGCCUUUACCCGGCAGAAGUUGCGAAAGGUACUCAAGAGCAAAAUGAAAAAGAGAGUUGUCUCCUUGCUGCAGGUAGACCCUGCCCCUAGUGGCACGGUCAUCCACAACUCCUGGGUGGAGCCAAAGAAAGGGAGGAAGCUAAAGCUGGAGUGCAGUGAUGCCACCGAUCGCUGCCUUACAGACGCAGUAAAGGACUGACCGGACUCCCAUACUGCCAUUUCUUCCUGCCUCCACUCUCACUAGUCUUUGAGAAGCUACCAGCAAAAAAUGUACCAGGUACAAUCAGUGCAAUAAUUGUUUCUAGAAACUACCGUGUGACGUGAACUCAGAGCCACAGUGGCUGGAGGACCAAGACCCUCUUGAAAUCGCACGCCCUAUCAUUUCUGCACUUCUCUGUGUGUUUUAUUUAUUGAUUUUGUUUUUAGUUUUUGUUUUUUUUUUUUAUACAUUCAAGAUCUUUUUAGCCUACCAGGCAAUGAAUAAGUAGUCAAUGGGAAGGGCUACGGUAUCCAUAUCUUUGACGUUCUGCUUGGGAAUAAGGCCAAGUGCUCACAUUUCUGUUGAUGCUGCUCAGUCUGUGAUGUCUGACUGGAAUAGUCUACAUGUCGUACACUGGAGUUAACUUGCCUGGUAUCAGCAUCCCAUUACAACUGGUGCCUAAACACUGAUGGAUACCAGCUAGAUUGCUGCAGGGUCGCACAACAGUCCAGUGCCUGCUAUGUACUCUUUACCUGAUUUAGUGCCUACUCGGUCCGAGACCUACAAGUAUAGCCAGUGUGAGCACAGCAAAGGGCCUUGUGGGCUUCAUGUCAGCCUGGUGCCAAGUUACACGGUUUGAUUUGCUGGGCAUAGCGACAGCCCUAACUAGCUGAUCUCGGGAGAUGCUGGUGCUGACCAUGCUAUCCAAUAAAGAUAUUGGGGUAGCUGACUGUAUUGUUGAUAAUUAAUGCGUGGAAAGAAAAAAGGAUGUCGAGUGAUCAGGCCUCGUUUAGAUUUUAGAGUUGACCGAUGCUGUCCUCCCCAUUCUGAGGAGUUUUCUGGUAGAAACGCCCUUGCAUUACGUUUUGUUCCCACAAACUGAAAAAGGCAGCACAAAUUACUCCUGAAAUGCUGUAUAAUGUUUCCACUGGGAUGACCCAAGCGCCCCCAGGUUAUUCAUGAAACAUACCACCCAUGUUAUGUGUGAUCCUAGGCCUUUCAACCCUCUCUCGUAAGUCCUAAGGGUGCUCUAUUUAAAUACCAUCAUUGCAGAACCUGGAUUAGGGUGGGCGACAUUUCUAUGUUAAGAUGAACUGGGCAGCAACAUCAGGGCUACUGGCACCACACCUCUGUUUUGAUAAGCACUUGUUUAAGCAAAAAUAUGAUAACAAAGUAUCUACUGAUGGAGACUGUCAAAUGUGUAGUCCUAGCUGUUUGUAGGAAGAAGCUUUAGAGGUGUCUGUAGAUGUACACACUGUUCUGUGCUAUUCAGUUAUAACUGUACAUGAUGUAUAUUGUGAUAUUGUAUUUAUAGGAAACAAACUGGUCUCAUUAAAACUGAACAGGUCAUCUGU